AUGGAAGAUUUACUUAUACAACCUACAUUAGAUUACUAUGAGCGGUAUAUUCAUAGAGGACCGUACCAGACAGGGGGAGGAUUAGGAUGGCAGAAUCUUCGAGACCGUAUUCAAAAUGACAACGCUGCAUGUCUCCAACUAUUGAGAAUGUCAUUUGCUGCCUUUACAGAGUUAUGCAAUAUUCUCAGUCAGAAUUAUGGUUUACAACCUACACAAAAUGUUAGCGUUGAAGAGAGUGUAGCUAUGUUUCUUCGAGUGUGUGGGCACAAUGAAGUUCAGCGUGAUAUUGGCCUAAGAUUCGGACGUAAUCAAGAGACUGUGAAGAGAAAAUUUGGUGAAGUGUUGAGAGCUACUGAGUUGCUUGCCUUUGAUUACAUAAAGACGCCUACAAUGCAAGAACUACGUCGGAUUCCACAACAUCUUCAAGCGGAUCGACGAUAUUGGCCCUUUUUUAGUGGAUUUGUUGGGGCAAUGGAUGGAACUCAUGUAUGUGUUAAAGUCAAGCAUGAACUGCAAGCCAUGUAUUGGAGUCGACAUGAUAGAACAAGCUUCAACGUAAUGGCAAUAUGUGAUAUGAAUAUUCUAUUCACAUAUGUUUGGAACGGAGCACCCGGUUCAUGUCACGACACAAGAGUACUCUCACUCGCUCAAGAUGGUGAUCCUGAAUUUCCAUUGCCUCCUGGAGAUAAAUAUUAUGUGGUGGAUUCAGGAUAUCCAAAUAAGCAAGGUUUCUUAGCUCCCUACAGAUCAUCACGAAAUCGGGUUGUGAGAUACCACUUGUCACAGUUUAACAAUGGUCCUCCGCCAAUGAACAAAGAAGAGUUAUAUAACAGAUCUCAUGCAUCUUUACGUUCUAUUAUAGAACGAACUUUUGGAGUAUGGAAGAAGAAGUGGAGGAUUCUUAGGGAUGAUCCUAGAUAUGGUUUGGAAGUGCAAAAGAGAGUAAUUAUCGCCACGAUGGGACUCCACAACUUUAUUAGAGUUUCGAAUUUUUCGGAUACAGAUUUCUUUGAAGAUUUUUCAGAAGUGCAUACAGAAAACGAGCAAAAUGACUCAAAUGAACAAGAUGAGGCCGAGAGAGAAGAUAGACCAUAUAUGGCAAACAUACGAGACAAUAUUGCUGAUAUGUUAUGGGAUAAUCGAAAUAAUAGAUUUUGA
Camelina sativa (false flax) is the source of this 1158-nucleotide messenger RNA. Lineage: Eukaryota; Viridiplantae; Streptophyta; Magnoliopsida; Brassicales; Brassicaceae. The record is from RefSeq and is a predicted model, not a curated record.